AUGCUGAAGAGAGACCAUCGAACAAUAAAGAAAGCAGCUGAUAACAUUCUUUACAAACGAAAACGAAACAAAGGAAAGGGAUUGAAGGACAUUUCUAAACGAGACCUACGACAGUUAAAGAGAACUAUGGUAAAUCAUCCAUUACUAACAAGUGGCGAAAUAUUUGCGAAAGCAGGAAUUGCUAACUUCAAACGAGAUAAGAGGUGUCGAAUCCUUAAACAAAUGGGCUCCUUUAAGAAAUCCAAUCGAAGGCCACAUUUAAAUCAAACGCAUAGGGAGAAACGUAAGGUAUGGGCUAGAGAUAAUAUGAAAACUGACUUCAGCAAUGUAGUAUUCACUGACGAAAGCAGGGUCACAUUAAAUGGGCCUGAUGGUUGGUCAAAAGGUUGGGUUCUACAAGACAGAGAAGCCCCAAUCACAAGGAGACGACAGCAAGGUGGGGGUAGCAUCAUGAUGUGGGCAGGAAAUUGUGGUGAUAAGCUUAUUGGGCCAUAUAAAGUUGAUGACGAAGUAAAGCUGACCAGUCAAACUUAUUGA
Molecule: messenger RNA, 537 nt
Organism: Paramuricea clavata
Lineage: Eukaryota; Metazoa; Cnidaria; Anthozoa; Malacalcyonacea; Plexauridae
Source: the annotation of a GenBank genome assembly